AUCAACUAUCAACUAUCAUUAUUGUACUUGAUCAGAUUACUAAUUUUUUUUUUAUUUUCAUUCAAUAAUUAUCAAAAUUUCCAUUUUUUUUAAAAAAAAUGAGUAAUAUUAAAUUUCGAUUAAUUGUACAUCGAUCAUUAUCAUCCAUCUCGAUGAAUAAUAAUCGUAAUUUUCGCAUUCCAAUGCAUUUAUUUACAUAUAAAAAAACUAAUAAUAGCCAUCUUUUCCUUAUACAACAACAACAACAGACCAAACGAUUUGCUGGUCAUGCACAUUGGCAAAAUGUAAAACAUAUUAAAGAAUCUGGUGAUCGUGAAAAAUCACAGACUGCAUUAUAUUAUGUGAAAGCUGUACAAAAAGCAAUUAAAUUAGGUGGAGGAAUACGUGAUCCGAAAAUCAAUACCAAAUUAGCUGCUGUAUUAGCUGAAGCUAAAUCAAAAUCAGUGCCAUAUUCUACUUUAGAAAAACAAUUAAAUGCAAUUGAUCAAAUUGAACCGUAUGCUAUUGAAUUGAGAGCACCAGGUGGAUUAUUUGUCAUUGUAGAAAGUCGAGCGAAACGUGUUCUUCAUGAACGUCAACAUAUUGGUGCUUUUGUAAAAAAAUAUGGUUGUACUGUUGUUCCGUCAGGUGAUAUAAUUGGCAAAUUUUUCGAUUAUACUGGCAUAAUCACUGUUUCAGCUAAAUCUAGUGAACGUUUAAUCGAUUUAGAUGCUGCAAUUAAUUUAGGCAUUGAAAUUGGUGCUAAAGAAGUGAAAUUUAUCAAUUCUGGUGAAGAUGAAACAUAUCAAUUUCAUUGUGAAGUAAAUGAAAUUGACAAUUUACGUCAAUCACUUGAAAAUACAUAUAAAAUUCCCGUCUUAAAUACAGAAUCUAUUUAUUCACCAAAAGUUACUGUACCUGUUCGUCCAGAAGUACGUCAAACAUUAGAUGAAAUGUAUGGCAAAAUUAAACUUUAUCAUGAAUAUGUUGAUCGAAUAUUUGAUAAUACAACUAUUGAAAAUACCAAAUAGAAAGAUUAUUGUAUAUUGUACGCUUAUUUCAAAAAACAAUACCACAAGCAAGCUACAUUCAACUCUAUUUUAUUUCUGUGCAUAAAACUUUCAUAUUGAUUUUCUUGGUGCUGCUAAACACUCUUCCCUUUACUGAACUCGUCCUUCUAUUUCUAGUGAUCUAUUUGAAAAGUUGACUUUCCACUCUGUCUCUCUGUCUCCCUCUUAUUUUAAACUAGACAUGACCUUGAUCUUUUUUUUUCGGUACCGCGAUUAUGAAUAUUGAACUACUAUUCAAUGGAAUUGGACAUUGACAGAAAAAACAUGUGCUCUAUUCCAAUGUAUUAUAUAGUCAAUACAAGAUGUGUGAUGUGUUUUGUUUUUUUAAAAAUUUAAAAUUCAUUAAGUUGGCUAUUUCAUGAGAAUAAAAAAUUCGAAUUGUUAGUAGAA
Schistosoma turkestanicum is the source of this 1439-nucleotide messenger RNA. The record is from the annotation of a GenBank genome assembly. NCBI's taxonomy places the organism in Eukaryota, Metazoa, Platyhelminthes, Trematoda, Strigeidida, Schistosomatidae.